AUGAAUGACCCUUUUGUGUCUAACCCAGCGGAGGGCACCGGUCCUCGCGAAUUGCAUCGCUAUUCAUCGUUCGACACCCAGCUGUAUAGUCUGAAUGCUGCGUCGCCAGCGCAGGCCAAGCGAGCCCUUGAGGCUCACCUGGCGGAAACGGAGCGCAGGCUUGAGGAGGCGUCCAAACUGGGAACCACCCUCAUCGAACAGCAACGGGAGCUCGAGGACAAGUUAAAAGAGGUGGAGCAGCAUGAUGAAGGGGAGAUUGGACCGGACUUGCGCCGCAAGCUCGCGGACUUGGAAAGAGAAUACAAUGAAAUCGGCCGGGAGUCAGCGCGCGCCUUCCUGGCUCCUAAGCGCAUGGGUGCUGACGGCCAUUUGGGAACUCCUUCUGCAGACUCAAAGUCGCCGCUCACUGCCACCAUGUUUGCCGACCAAGGUACAAAUUCGCCCAGCAAAGUCAGUGUCCCUUCACGAAAGCAGCGUAACCAGCCAUCCAAUCGCGUUCAUGAUAUCGAGUUCGCGACAGAGAUUUCAACUUCGCUGCUGGCACAAGUUCGACAGCUGCAGGCUUUGCUCGCGGAGCGUGAGGAUGCUCUCAAGACCAUCAACCUGGAGAAAUCACGCCUGGAACUGGAGGCUGAGGGCUAUGCCCAACGGAUUCGCGCACUCGAUGAGAGUGAGGAGCGCUACAAGGACGAAAACUGGGCCCUCGAAACACGAACACAAGAGCUCAUGGCCACAAUUCGGGAAGCAACUGAUCGCGAGACCAAGCUGAACAGCAACCUAAGCGCUCUCACCAACGAUAAGGGCUUGGUCGAGCGCGAACUGGAGGACAUCAAACAGACCAACGCGAGACUCAUAGAGGAUCACAUGAUGGCCCAAAAAGCCAACGAUGCGGAAGUCCACCAACUGCGCCGGAACCUUACUUCUGGCGACUCUGAACGGGUUGCCAUGCAACAAAAGCUCGAGGAAUUGAACUCGCAGAAUGAAGAGCUUGCCAAGGCUGUAGCGAUGCGUUUGCGACAACAUGAAGAGAACACUCGCCAGGUUUCUCACGACAACGACUCGGACGACCAAGGCAAUGAGACGCCCGAUAACUCACCCCCACCGUCCCCGAACAAGUUCACUCCUCGCCACAACCAGCUCGAGACUGAAACUCUGCGGAGCUCCCUCGGUCACGCUCAUCGGAUGAUCCAGAACCUCAAGAGCACCAUCCAUCGUGAGAAGACCGAAAAGAUCGAAUUGAAGCGCAUGCUCCAAGAUGCACGGGACGAGGUGGAGCAAAAACGUCAAGCCGCCACAACCGGAGGUCCUUCCAACAAACGCCAAAAGACCAAGCCCGAGGCCCUCAGAAAGGCCCCACGCCCGGACCUGCUUGGUGCUGGAAGGAAGGGCAAGACAGAGAUCGAAGAGGUCCAGGAAUCUGAUUGGGAAGACAAGAGCACCACCUCUAGUCCACCUCACAAGACUCCUCCUGGACCUGUUCGCAGCCAUCCCGGUGAGCGAUCGUCCGAUGAACCCAGCGACUACCAAACCGCCACGGAGGCCUACGAUUCAUUUGAUACUGCCAACGAGCGGGAGACGACCACGGAGAGCGAAGCUUUCCAGACUGGCGUUGAGAGCAUGGCCGACAGUUCUGGCUCUGACACUGAGGAACUCACCGAGACGGAAGAGACGGUCCGACGCACCCCGCGUAGCCGUAGUGGUCGCGUGUCUUCGCUCAUGAUGGCCAAGGCUCGGGACCGUUCCCCCUACCACAGUACUGCUUCGACGUCAACCAGUGAAGACGAAGAUGCCGGAUUCUCCUCGCCCACUCAAAACCACACUCCCCCUCGACACCGUCUUCGUAUGAAGAGAAGUGUGGUACGGAAAAGCCGACCAUCUGGCGAGGCACCUAUGGCCUUUAACAGCCGACCCUCGAGCGCCCGGAACUCCCCCGCGACAAGCUUUGUGCAAGAAGAACCGACUCCCGAAGGACAGAGUCUCUUUGCGGAGUUGGCUGAGCUUGAUGGUGACGAGAGUGAGGAGACUGUGGAUGCUAACUUUGGGCAAUCAACCUCUUUCGAUGCUGCUUCUCGGGCCUCCACUCCCCGUAUGGACCCUACUCCCGACUCGAGGAGACCAUCUGAAGCCGCUCUGGAUGCACCGCCCAAGCCGGCUAUGGUUGAUUCCGGUGUGAUGACCGACCCCUGGGAGCCGACUUCCGUUGGAGCUGGUACUACUGCUGUGGCUGUGGCCGCUGCUGGUGCCGUUGGCGGGGCUGCUCUUGGAAGCGCUGCAACUGCUGCGGGUUCCGAGACGACCGAGUCCAAGGAUAUUCCGGCCAUGGCCAACUCUGCGACACAAGGAGCUCCUGAGACAGACGGCGAACAAACUUCGGCGAACGUGCAGACCUCAGACGAAAACGAUACCGAGGCAGGUGAAUUGGGGAGAAGCGUGUCCGCUCCCGAGCCUCUUCAACUGGAGCUCUCUUCGAUCGCUACUCAAGAGACUGCGCCAGUGGCCCCUGCCUUCCCCGAAUUGAGCACUUCAUAUGUCAUUGGAGGUACGACGGAGCCUGUCGAGCCACCCGCGCUGGAAGUUCCAGAGAUGCUAGUGUCAUCGAUCUACUCCCAGUCCACGGAGCCUGUCGAACCACCUGCACCGGAAAUGCCAGAAACGCUUGUGUCAUCGAUCUACUCCCAAUCUACGGAGCCUAUUGUCGCAAGACUGCCUGAGCCUGAGGUCUAUGUGCCGGAAAUGGUAUUCUCGUCAGUCUUUUCGGCAGCUACUGAGCCUGUUGUGGCAACUCUCCCCGAGCCCGAGCCACCGGUUUCCCUUGCGGACCGUGGUACAGGUACGGAUCUUCCCGCACUAUCGGUGUCAUCCAUUAUGUCGGAACAAACCGAGCCGAUCUCGGCUAAGCUUCCCGAACCGGAGCCGGCACCGGUGCCAGUGCCAGUGCCUAUUGAGGAAACAACUGCCAACUAUGACAACGCUGAAAUGGCUGUUUCCUCUAUCAGCUCCGAGUCGACUGAGCCGGAGAUGCCCACGAAGCGUGCCGUCCCCGCGAUCGCGAUCCCUGAGUUGUCAUUCUCCACUAUCCGUUCUGUGGAGACGAGCCCUAUCGAGUUCCUGCCAAACGGAACCGCCGCUGCCGCACCCCUUAUGUUCGAUGAGGAGAACGUGCCACCAGCUGAAUCACGAUAUGUCUCUUCUGGUGUCAUGGCUUCUGAGGAUGACAAGCCCGACAGUGCUGUCAAGGCCACCGGCGAGCGGGCACGGCCGCUGAGCGCCAUUUCUGGCAAUGCUACGCGCACUCACCGACGAACAAAGUCGAACCUGGCGGACCAGGGAGCUCAGACAAUUUUGUCGUCCAAGCAGAUCGAUCAGCUCCUCAUGGACCGGGUCUCGACCCGCCCACUGUCGCCUCCUGACAGUGAUCGCGCAAAGGAGAUGGGAGUUUCGCCUUUUGCGACUCCCAAGGCGAAGACCCGCCCUACCCACCGGCCAUCGGCAACUUCCUUGCCAAGCGGAUCCCGGCGACCUGACAGCUCUGCUAGUCAUGUCUCCAGCACUCACAGUCACCCGCCUCUGCCAGCUGACCACCGGGAAGCCAUCCUGGCUGCCGGGAAGCCGGAGCAAUGCCCGGCGUCCCCCAAUGUUAUGGGCCCGCCUCUUGCUCCCGCUUCCGCCCUUCGCCAUCACGGUACCCCCAACCAGCGCCCUCGCACUCCAAACGAGCAAGGUGUCCAGGCCAGCUCAUCCCGGACGACUUCCUCGCGGUCGAAGUUGAGGCGCGAAAGCCAAGGUCAAGUAUCGCGGAAAUCAUCCGUUUCUUCGUUUGCCUCGGAGAUCGAAGAGCGCUUCAACAUGUACCCCAAUGGCGUUGGUGCUAUGCCUCCUCAUGGCUAUGCAGAGAGCACUGAUCCUCGCAUGAUUCAAGCGAUCACGCAGACGAUGAUUGGUGAAUUCCUGUGGAAAUACACGCGCAAGAACAUCUCUGGCGAGAUGUCGAGUACCAGACACCGUCGUUACUUCUGGGUCCACCCUUACACACGUACUUUGUACUGGAGUGAGUCAGACCCGCAACACGCUGGUAAGAGCGAACUCCGCACGAAGAGCGUUCCGAUUGAAGCUGUGCGAGUCGUGGCCGAUGACAACCCCUACCCGCCGGGUCUCCAUUGCCGUAGCUUGGAAGUCGUCAGCCCUGGUCGUCGUGUGAGGUUCACUGCUACCACGAGCCAGAGACACGAGACUUGGUUCAACGCGCUGUCGUACCUGUUGCUCCGCAACUCGGACGAGAAUGGCGAGGAGCCGGAAAACAGCAUCACGCUGGAAGACAUUGACGAAUUCAACCCCGGUUUCCGAACCAGCUCGCGCCAAACUCAGCGCAUGUCGUUCUCUUCGUCGCAAAGCCGUACUCUACGCAACAACCCUCCCCCCAAGCAACGGGCAGGAUCUGCCAUGUCGAUGCGACAGGCCACAACACCCGGCCGCGCAUCUCCAGCGUUGAGUGCGCCUUCCCAGAGCUCACCGUUUCUGGUUCCGGACCAAAGUCGACAAGGCUCUUCCUCUCGGCUCAGCACGAUCUUCAACACGACGAUUAAGGGGUCAUUCGGCCGUAAGGGACGUCAUGGGCACUCAAGCUCGAGCGUUCAUGAUGGAAGCGUUCAUGAACAUGUUCAUGAACAUCCGAGCAUUGACGAUUUGGGGGAAACGAUUGAGAGGGAAGAUCGUGAGACGGACGGUCUUGAGAAUGUCCGCGCGUGCUGUGAUGGCAAACACGAUGUCAGCGCCCUCUCUCGGACAAGCAAAUAUAGCCCUCGCGCUAACCGGAUCCACUCGCAUCAUUGA
Molecule: messenger RNA, 4830 nt
Organism: Aspergillus glaucus CBS 516.65
Lineage: Eukaryota; Fungi; Ascomycota; Eurotiomycetes; Eurotiales; Aspergillaceae
Product: putative nuclear migration protein (ApsA)
Exons: 3
Coding region: 1-4830 (1609 amino acids)
Biological process (GO): maintenance of protein location in cell cortex; dynein-driven meiotic oscillatory nuclear movement; microtubule cytoskeleton organization
Cellular component (GO): cell cortex; mitochondrion
Molecular function (GO): tubulin binding; phospholipid binding
Source: RefSeq, a predicted model, not a curated record